Molecule: messenger RNA, 1252 nt
Organism: Anopheles darlingi
Lineage: Eukaryota; Metazoa; Arthropoda; Insecta; Diptera; Culicidae
Gene: Cpr97Ea
Exons: 5
Coding region: 35-1102 (355 amino acids)
Cellular component (GO): chitin-based extracellular matrix
Molecular function (GO): structural constituent of chitin-based larval cuticle
Source: RefSeq, a predicted model, not a curated record
AGCAGCAAUAGCGUGAUAACAGAUAACGAAAGCCAUGAUUGGAUUCAAAUUGCUCACCGUCGCCGCCUGCCUGGCCGCGGGGUCGAUGGUCGCUGCCCAGGACUACCAGGAGUACCGGCAGGCACCACUGCGGAUCGGCACGAAGGCCGAGGAGCCGAAACCAACGCCGGUUCCGAUUCUCAAACAGAUCAACAGACACAACGAGGAUGGUUCGUACACGUACGGGUACGAGGGUGCGGACGGUUCGUUCAAGAUCGAGACGAAGCUGGCGACCGGUGAGGUGAAGGGCAAGUACGGUUACGUCGACGAGAACGGCAAGGUGAAGGUGGUCGAGUACGGUGCGAACAAGUAUGGGUUCCAGCCAUCGGGCGAAGGCAUCACCGUUCCACCCCCGACGCUGGUCGACGAAACGACGGACAAGAACGGAGCGCUGCUGGAGGGUGGUGACGGUGGGGAUGACAAUCUGCCUCUCCAGCGCCCCCACCAGCACAAGCAGCAUCGCCCGAGCGGCGCUUCGAAGCCGCGCUUCCAGGAGGUGCACCCUCAACCCCAACGUCAACCCCAGCAACCCCAAUACUACGACUACGAUGAACCCCAGCAACAGCAGCAGCCACAGGAACCUCGCUACCAGCAGCAGCAGCAGCAACCGGCCCCCCAGUACGUCCAGCGGUCACAGUUCGGAGCGCAACCGGCCACCGGUCUCGGUCCGGUCCCAGCCCGGCCCCUCCACGUACCGAACGCCGUCCCGGUCGAUGUCGUGUACUCGCCGAAGCAGCUCCCGGCACGCCCCGACACCGAGUACCGUAACGUGCAGGGACCGCACACCUUCCCCUCAGCACACCCGGCCCCCGCAUCCGCCAACACGAUCCGGUUCUCCCAGCCCUCCUUCGCACCAGCACCACCGUCGGCCCCGCAACACCACCACCACAAGUCCGCCCAAGCCCCGGCAUUCGGACCGGCCCCGAUCCCGCAACCGGCCGUCUACCAGCCCCGACCGGCUCAGGGACGCAGCACGAGCGUUCUCGAUCAGCUGGCCAAGGAUUACGCGCUGCCGCAGGGUGGUGCCGCACCCCUGCACGACAUCACCUUUGGCUACUACUGAGCGCCGAUGACGACGACGCCCCUCGGUUCCGUUCGGUUUUUUUUUUUUCAAAGCAAACAUCUGACGGAGAUAGAAUGAUGUAGACUCCCCCGAAAGGGAUGAAGGGGGAUGAGGGUGGCAAACAAUAAACUCAAAACUCCUGGCCUACGA